AUGGAACUGUGGGGAUGCGAAGGUGGUGGUGGUGGUGGUGGUGGUGGAGAUGACAAUGGUGACGGUGGUGGAGGCGAUGGUAACCGUGGAGGUGGCGGGGGCGAAGGUGGUGGUGGUGGUGGAGAUAACAAUGGCGAGGGUGGUGGAGGCGAUAGUAACCGUGGAGGUGGUGGGGGCGAAGGUGGUGGUGGUGGUGGAGAUGACGAUGGCGAAGGUGGUGGAGGUGGCGGGGGCGAAUGUGGUGGUUGUAGAGAUGACAAUGACGAGGGUGGUGGGGACGAUGGUAACCGUGGAGGUGGCGGGGACGAAGGGUGUGGUGGUGGUAGAGAUGACAAUGGUGAGGGUGGUGGAGGCGAUGGUAACUGUGGUGAAGGUGGUAGGGGCGAUGGUAAUUGUGGAGGUGGCGGGGGCGAGGGUGGUGGUAGGGAUGACAAUGGCGAGGGUGGUGGAGGUGAUGGUAAUCGUGGAGGUGGCGGUGGUGGAGUUAAAUCUAUAGGUGGUGGGGGUGAGGGUGAUGGACUUAAAUCGCUUGAUGAUGAUGAUGGUGAUGGACUUAAAUAUUUAGAUGAUGGUGACGAUGAAGGUGACGGUGGUGAUAAAUUUAAAUUUUCAUAUGACAGUGACGGUGGUGAUAGACGUAAAUCUUCAGAUGACGGUGACGGUGGUGAUAAACUUAAAUCUUCAGAUGACGGUGAUGGUAGUGAUGGACUUAAAUCUUCAUAUGGCGAUGAUGGUGACAGUGGUGAUGAACUUAAAUCUUCAUAUGGCGGUGACGGUGGUAAUGGACUUAAAUCUUCAGAUGACGGUGACGGUGGUAAUGGACUUAAAUCUUCAGAUGACGGUGACGGUGGUAAUGGACUUAUAUAUUCAGAUGGUGGUGAUGGACUUAAAUUUUUUGAUGAUGACGGUGAUGAUGGAUUAAAAUCUUGA
Messenger RNA from Sphenostylis stenocarpa, 930 nucleotides. The record is from the annotation of a GenBank genome assembly. NCBI's taxonomy places the organism in Eukaryota, Viridiplantae, Streptophyta, Magnoliopsida, Fabales, Fabaceae.